AUGGUAAAACACGCCUUUGCAAAAUUUGCAACCGAUCUUGAAAGGAUUUCUGGAGGUGUUUUUAAAUUUGUAAGUAAUGGCAAUAACCAGUCUCCAUCCUUACAAGUGGCUGACAAUACUACUUUUAACACCUCAACCACAUCAAAUAAAAGAAAAAGACAUGAAGAAGAUAAUUCCGAAAGUUCUAUCAACAGUGACCCAAAACCAAUGCAACCUAAAAAACAACAUAUGAAUCAACCAUUGGAUAAGUGUUUAGGGAAAAAUGAUGAUUUUCUAUUGAGUGAGUUAGGUUUGGACCCUGAAGAGAUGAACAAAGAGGAGGAUGUUGGUGAAACAAAUGUCACUUCAAUUAAUGGUAAUAACGAUAAAAAAGAAGAUAAUUUGGUGAAUCGUCUUUCGAGUCAAAAUAUUGAACUUCAGAAGAAAUUAGAUGAUGCCAUUCAAUUACAAAGUUAUCUUGCUUUAGAAUUGGCCAAGACAAGCAAGGAAUAA
This is a messenger RNA of Naegleria gruberi, 492 nucleotides long. RefSeq lists its product as uncharacterized. The record is from RefSeq and is a predicted model, not a curated record. The transcript has a single exon. NCBI's taxonomy places the organism in Eukaryota, Heterolobosea, Eutetramitea, Acrasida, Naegleriidae. The coding region runs from base 1 to 492 and encodes 163 amino acids.